This is a messenger RNA of Closterium sp. Naga37s-1, 612 nucleotides long. NCBI's taxonomy places the organism in Eukaryota, Viridiplantae, Streptophyta, Zygnematophyceae, Desmidiales, Closteriaceae. The record is from the annotation of a GenBank genome assembly.
AUGGCGUUACUACAACGAGCCUUGCCUCUCUCAAAGGCCGUGACUCCGAAUCCGCUGCCUAGGCGCCUGCACACGGUGCCGCUACUCCUGCUGCUGCUCGUCUUCACCGCCGCGGCCACCACAACCACCGUGGCGGACCCGCGCCUGCCGCCUUUGCCGGAAGACUGCCAGCGCUUCGGCUACCGCUUCUGCAGCAUCCUGCGGGCCGUCUCCUCUCUGACUUCCAGGGUGACCACCACAGCAACCAUCCAGCUCGCGGUCACCGCGACAGGCAGCGCAGACAACGGAUGGUUCGGCAUGUGUUUCGGGAAAGACCUCCGAAUGUACCCCGCUGACUGCAUCAUCGGCAACCAGGCGGGCACGCCCAUUCCCGUGGGCACGUACAACUCCUCCAGCUACUCCUCUGUGAAGCUCACCACGGCCUUCACCAUCGGCAGCAAGGCCUACACCACCUCCGGGACCACGGCUACUAUGACCUUCACACGGACUACUGGGGAUGGAGGCGUGGCGCCCGUGCAGGUCAGGGGCGUCAACAACAUCAUCUGGGCCUACAGCGGUAGCUCCACCACUGUUGGCAGCCACGCUAAUAAGGAGCUCCAGCACCGGCUCUAA